Molecule: messenger RNA, 630 nt
Organism: Entamoeba invadens IP1
Lineage: Eukaryota; Evosea; Mastigamoebida; Endamoebidae
Exons: 1
Coding region: 1-630 (209 amino acids)
Source: RefSeq, a predicted model, not a curated record
AUGCUUGUUAUUAAAAAUUACAACGGAAGGACGCUUGCCAUCAACAACACUGUAUUGAAUGAUUUUUCAUUAACUGAUACACAGAAAACGUGUGUUUCUUUCAUUCACAAAACAAGUCCAAGUAGUGUUGAAAUUACUGAUAAAAUGGUGUUAAAUUGUGAUGUUAUACAAAGUUUUAGUGUUUCUAAUUAUGACCCCUUUGAUUUUAUCGUUGAGAGUGAUGAAUCAGAUGUGAAGUGUGAAUUUGUUGCUAAAGAAGUGAAUUACAGUGGUAUUUUAAAACGCAUGAGUAUGAGUAGAUAUGUUGGAAAUGCCGACUUGUUUUUCUUCGAAAUUAAAUCAUUUGAUUUGAGGCAACCAGAAUUUAGUAAUUAUACAAAGGUAUCACUUACACUUGGAAAUGUAGAGGAAGCAAUUUUUUUAAAUAUAUAUUUUGAGAAACUUGAAUUGGGGAUUGUUGUGAAUUUGGAAAUUUAUAAUACGCGUGUUACAUCUUUGGUCGCAAAGCAUUUAUACACAUUUGGAUAUCAAGAUUCGACCUUCAAAAACAUAAAGGCACACACAAUUGGUAAAAUAAUUGGUCUUAGAAACUCAACUAAAAAUUUGGAGGUCGAAAAGAAAGUUGAAUAA